This is a messenger RNA of Carlito syrichta (Philippine tarsier), 2784 nucleotides long. It is a transcript of the gene BBS2, whose product is annotated as Bardet-Biedl syndrome 2. Gene Ontology annotation, molecular function: protein binding. Gene Ontology annotation, biological process: non-motile cilium assembly. Bases 248 to 2413 code for a protein of 721 amino acids. The transcript is spliced from 17 exons. Gene Ontology annotation, cellular component: ciliary basal body; BBSome; neuron projection. NCBI's taxonomy places the organism in Eukaryota, Metazoa, Chordata, Mammalia, Primates, Tarsiidae. The record is from RefSeq and is a predicted model, not a curated record.
CACCGAGCGGCUCCACCGCGCAGCCGCAGAAGGCGUUGGCGCGCCAGCACGCAGCCGCAGAGGGAGCGAACGGGUCUGCGCAGCCGCAGAGGGAGCCGGCGGCCCCGGUACGAGUUCGGCCCCGGCUGUUUUGCGGCCAGCCUGAGACGGCUAGGGCCAGGCGGGUCUCGUCCCCGCACCCCUUACGCAGGCGGGUGAAGUUAGCUCCGCUGCGCCGCCAGGGCUGCUCCCCUAGGCCGCCGCCAUCAUGCUGCUGCCCGUGUUCACCCUGAAACUGCGCCACAAAAUCAACCCCCGCAUGGUGGCCAUAGGGCGCUUCGACGGGACUCACCCGUGCCUGGCGGCUGCCACCCAAGCGGGCAAGGUUUUUAUUCACAAUCCUCAUACACGGAGCCAGCAUUUCAGUGCAUCGAGGGUCUUCCAGAGCCCCCUGGAGUCUGAUGUUUCUCUUCUCAACAUUAACCAGACAGUCAGCUGUCUGACCGCAGGAGUAUUGAACCCUGAACUUGGUUAUGAUGCUCUUUUAGUCGGGACACAGACUAAUCUUUUGGCUUAUGAUGUCUGUAGUAAUUCAGAUUUGUUCUAUAGAGAGGUAGCAGAAGGGGCAAAUGCAAUUGUGCUGGGGACAUUGGGAGACAUUUCCUCUCCUCUUGCAAUUAUUGGUGGAAAUUGUGCUCUGCAGGGAUUUGAUCAUGAAGGAAAUGAUCUCUUUUGGACGGUUACCGGAGACAAUGUUUAUUCCUUGGCCUUGUGUGACUUUGACGGUGAUGGGAAAAAAGAGCUUCUUGUUGGAUCUGAGGAUUUUGACAUUCGUGUUUUUAAAGAAGAUGAGAUUGUAGCAGAAAUGACAGAAACAGAGAUAAUCACCUCUCUUUGUCCCAUGUAUGGCAGUCGAUUUGGUUAUUCCCUUUCCAAUGGCACAGUUGGAGUUUAUGACAAGACAGCCCGAUAUUGGAGAAUUAAAUCCAAAAGUCAUGCUGUGAGCAUCUAUGCUUUUGACCUUAAUUCUGAUGGAGUGAAUGAACUGAUAACUGGUUGGUCCAAUGGGAAGGUCGAUGCUCGGAGUGACCGGACUGGGGAGGUCAUCUUUAAGGACAACUUUUCUUCUGCAAUUGCUGGUGUGGUAGAGGGAGAUUACCGGAUGGAUGGCCACAUACAGUUAAUCUGCUGCUCAGUGGAUGGGGAAAUCCGGGGCUACCUCCCAGGCACAGCUGAGAUGAGAGGGAGCCUCAUGGACACCAGUGCAGAGCAGGACCUGGUCCGAGAGCUGAGUCAGAAAAAACAGAAUCUGUUGCUGGAACUGCGUAACUAUGAGGAAAAUGCCAAGGCUGAAUUGAGCAGUCCACUGAAUGAGGCUGAUGGGCAUCGGGGCAUAAUCCCAGCCAAUACCAAGCUCCACACUGCCCUCUCAGUCAACCUGGGGAAUGAGACUCGAGCUGCUCAUGUAGAAUUGUGCAUUUCCACUUCUAAUGACACCGUCAUUCGAGCAGUAUUGAUUUUUGCAGAGGGAAUUUUUAAAGGUGAAAGCCACGUGGUACAUCCCACCAUUCACAACCUAUCCAGCUCCAUCCGCAUCCCAAUUACACCGCCCAAAGAUGUCCCUGUGGACCUGCACUUGAAAACGUUCGUGGGUUACAGAAGCAGCACCCAAUUUCAUGUAUUUGAAUUGACAAGACAGCUACCCCGAUUCUCCAUGUAUGCACUGACCAGCCCAGACUCUGCCAGUGAACCACUCAGUUAUGUUAAUUUUACUAUUGCAGAACGGCCACAGAGGGUGGUUAUAUGGCUCAAUCAGAGCUUUCUGUUACCAGAAGAUACUAACAUUCAGAAUGCUCCAUUUCAAGUGUGUUUCACAUCCUUACGGAAUGGUGGCCAACUGUAUAUAAAAAUAAAACCUAGUGGAGAGAUCACUGUAAGUACUGAUGACAUUGACUUGGCUGGUGAUAUAAUCCAGUCAAUGGCAUCAUUUUUUGCUAUUGAAGACCUUCAGGUAGAAGCGGAUUUUCCUGUCUACUUUGAGGAAUUACGAAAGGUGCUAAUUAAGGUGGAUGAAUAUCAUUCAGUGCAUCAGAAACUCAGUGCUGACAUGGCUGAUAAUUCUAAUCUGAUCCGAAGUUUGCUGGUCCGAGCUGAGGAUGCUCGUCUGAUGAGGGACAUGAAGACGAUGAAGAGUCGCUAUGUGGAACUCAACGACCUUAAUAAAGACUUGCUAAAUGAAUAUAAAAUUCGCUGUAACAAUCACACAGAGCUAUUGGGAAGCCUCAAAGCAGUAAAUCAAGCAAUUCAAAGAGCAGGUUGUCUGCGCGUUGGAAAACCAAAGAACCAGGUGAUCACUGCUUGUCGGGAUGCAAUUCGAAGCAACAACAUCAACACACUGUUCAGAAUCAUGCGGGUGGGGACAGCUUCUUCAUAGAACAGGAAAGGAUAAUGGAGUUCCUGGAAAAGACUUUCCCUUAAAAAUCUAAGCUGGUGUGCUUUGAAUCAUCCUGGUGAACCCAGGGUACUAAGAAUGAAAACAGCCUUGGUGAGUUGUAAAAUUAAAGACAAAGCAUUACAUCUGAAGAAUAUACUCACUUUCUAUUUUUAAAUCAGUGGUACUAUUGCUGAAUAAUACUAGGAUUGUAUGGAGGAGGAACACUUUUGAAAUGGUAGGACUUUAAGUCUAGUUUUUGUUUAUUUAUGUAAAGUUGGUGUAUAAAUACGUAUUUUUUCUUGAAACUGUAAUUGAAUUUGUAAUCUUCAAAUAGAUUAUCUACUUUUUCAUUAAAAUUUAAAGGUAUUGAA